Molecule: messenger RNA, 1044 nt
Organism: Pelecanus crispus (Dalmatian pelican)
Lineage: Eukaryota; Metazoa; Chordata; Aves; Pelecaniformes; Pelecanidae
Source: RefSeq, a predicted model, not a curated record
AUGUUCUGCUUGGAGCUGUUGGAAAAGCGUUUCCCUGUUCCUGAAGUGAAGCGCUUUCCCCUUAGACGUGCAAGGGUGCGAUGGCACGUGGACCACCGGCGCAUGCAGAUUACAGAAGUUUGUGGAGCUAAGCGUGUGGGUUAUUUUGGUCCUGCUCAAUUUUAUAUUGCUUUGAAGUUAAUAGCGGCGGCGCAGUCAGGGUUCCCAGUACGGAUUGAGAGCAUUAAGAAUGAAUUGCCUCUGCCACGGUUUAUGGCGCUGAAAAAUGACAGUGAAGUACGUCAUGGGACUCCAGCAGAACUCCAUGGAGUUAAAUUUCAGGUUCCACAUGCAACUUUGGAAAAGAAUUCGUACAAAAGAACAGAUGAAGGUGACAAACAGGAACCCAAGUCUCCACCGAUGUCUCCAAUCUGCUCACCUCCUGCUUCUCCAUCUACUUACCAGAGAAUACCCUUAAGUUAUGGAUAUGGUAAAUCAAGAAGUGGGCUGGAGCAGCAACAUGGAGCUCCUUAUGAAGUCAGACACUCUACUCACCAGCAAGAUGGACCAUCAUCAGGGAAUUACGGAACCAAACCGGCACUCGCCUGUUCAACUCUUAAUCGGUCUCUUUCAGCGGAGCGGGAGCAGCAGGACAGCAGCGCCCACUACUCGGAUGACCCUUGGAGGAUAACGGAGGAGCAGCGGGACUACUACAUCAACCAGUUCAGGUCCCUGCAGCCCGACCUGAACUCCUUUAUUUCAGGUUCUGUGGCAAAGAAUUUCUUCACAAAAUCAAAGCUGCCCAUCCCAGAGCUUUCUCACAUCUGGGAGCUGAGCGACGUGGAUUGCGACGGGGCGCUGACGCUCCCGGAGUUUUGUGCCGCUUUCCACCUCGUGGUUGCGAGGAAGAAUGGUUACCAGCUGCCGGAGACGCUGCCGGAGACGCUGCUGCCCGAGUACCUUCAAGCAGCUUCUUUGAAGCCCAUGCGUGACUGCGCACUAUUUGAUUCUUAUUCUGAGUCGUUGCCAAGCGGCCAGCAGACUCGGGACUUCAGUCGGACAGAG